CUGUGGUGCGGUGGUCGGGAUCACCGAUCAACGGCCGCGUGGCUUCAUGCGUGUGUGUGUGUGUGCGUGUGCACGCUUUCCCGUCGUGGUCGAAGCUACCGUGCUUCUUUCUAGCGAGUACCUUUAGAGACGUCGUGCCUGUGGUGUAUGUUUGUGCGUGUGUGUAGCAUACUGGACGACGCCGAUGGUAGCGCCUGUGUGACGGUUUUUUUUUGUGAUACGCUCGCCGAUCGAGGAAGGAUAACUUCGACAAAAAAAAAAAAGCUUAUCGAACCUGAGAGGGAGCGAUCGAGGAAGCAUGACGGCGUGCGCGACUUCUAGAAGAGCCCGGACGACCGCACAUGUGCCGCCAGGCAAGACCGAUCGCCACCGGUCGGAUCCUGUUGGGUCCUCGAGGCGCCUUCACUGCGACACUAGCGCGAAGUCGACGGAGUUUGUCUCGCUGAAGCCGCCUCAGCAAUGACCCAGUCGGCGAAGCUCACUUCAAGCCAAGAAAAGAACCCCCGAGUCUCUUCAUUCCCAACGAAACCAGCGUCAUAUCUGCACGGAUAGCAAAGAAAAAGUGAAGGUGCGACGUUCCACUGCGUAACCUGCAACCAAUUCCGAUACACCUCGUUUUGGUUUGUUGCGAGCACUGCACGCGUUUGAUUCUAGCUAGACGGCGUUCGUUUUUUCUAUUUCUUUAGCGCUACGACUGUUCGUACAGAUAGCUUAUUGGUCUUUCUGCGCUCGUUAUUUAUUUAUUUUUUUUCUGGAAGAAGUCGAAAUCCGGUUUCUAAUCCCCGCUUUUCCACUUCUCUGAGCAUCCGGAGCGGCAUUUUGAUCCGGUCAGGAACGAGUCGUCGUUCUUAAUCCCGGAGAUAAUCCUCUACUCAACAUCGACAAUCUAGCGCUCGCUUUUAUUUUUGCGUGGACAGCCGGCCUUCUGUUAGCCUUCCGGUCGCGUCAGACGUCGCUGCAGCGACUAAAAAGAGUGCGAAAAAAAAGAGAGAAAAAUUGGACAAGCGCACAGACGGUUCUGUCGUUCUGUUUGCAAACCUGUCAUCAGUCCACUGGUCGGGUUUUCUUUUCCCGCAAGCCCGUCGUUACAAGGAGGCGUGGUCGCGAAUGUUUUAGCGCUCGUGUGACGCACUUCUCCGGAGUGGCUAUUUACAAGUGGCCAAGAAGUUGCGGUGAGAGCAAUUUUUUCGCUAAUUGUGCCAACUCAGCGCCGCUCUUAACGUAUACGUACAUACGUUCAAAACGGGUUUCCACGGGUAUAUAAGUCUUCUCAGUGAAACUGUGACCUUGCGUUCUCAAUUGGUCGGACAAAUUGGCUUGGGAAAAUAGCCCCCUCUUUUUCCCAAGACAGAAUAGUGUGAAGCGUCAGCGCCACGCGCUCUUUUUUUUUUUUUUUCCUGCUUUCACAAAACCGCGUGUGUGAAGCAAGUGCCGCGUUCGCCAAGCUAAACUGCGAGACCUCCUCGAAGCACAAUCUGCGACGUAUCGCGCCAACUCAGCGCUGUGCUCUCGCGUCGUCUUUAUCUCGAGAGCUUACGACGACACACUAGCUGAGAAGAAGCGCGAAACUAAGACCCCCACGAGACGAAACUAGAGUAGGGCCGUGUGAAGCCAUGGUUUGAAGCUAUCAGUUUCGCUCGUAUGCCCGUUCAAAAGAAAAGCCCGGCUCUAGCGUAAGAACCCCCCACUCGCGUCGGUCACCCGUACUACGUCAUACGCCAGACAGAUCGAUACGCGCUAAACCACCGCACGCAGCAAGUGUACCCCGUGCUACGCCCAGGGUAUCAUAUUUUUGUUGUUACUCAGGGGGCACACCUACGCUUAACGGGGUCCCGGCUCUGUACCGUUUCUCGUGGAAACGGCUCUGAGACGACGUCGUAGUCACGUCCACAUCGGACCUUCGUUCUUUCGUGUGUGGGAUUCGAUCGAUUCUCCCGUUAUAUCCCUUCGGUAGCUCUGUAGGUUUUGAUCUAUAUAGACUGCGGAAAGAAACCGGGUGACGUCGUCAGCGACUUCCACGUUCGAUUUUUUGUCGUUUUAUGUAGGUUAUUCAAACGCCCGUCCUGAGGGUGCGCGCUUGUGCGUCGUGGUUUUUGGGUUUAGCCGCGACAAUCGUGACGUAACGGGGCAAAUCGCUAAUUAAGACGGGUGCGAACGUGUCUUCGCGAAUCACUGCCUCAUUUCGCAAAUAUUGCGGAUUUGUCGCGUCGUCUUGCGGGUUGAACGCGAAAAAAAAACGUCUAGUUUCGGAUUGGCGCGUUGUCUUGGAGCGAUACAAGUCCGUGUGCGGGUUCCCGUCGAAUCACGUGUACGUCAGCGGUGGAUUAUUGUCUUUCUUUGAACUCGGAACCGAGGGACUACUGUGCUACAAGCGCUGGCCUUCACCAUGUCACGGACUGAAACAACAACGAGACGGCAAAACGUCAACGCCAGCAACGCUGACGAUGCCGCAACGUCCAGAGUGAAACGUGGACACGCUGCUCUCGGCUGCACCAUCAACAACAACGAAGUGCUUUGUUAAUCAAAAGCAUCCGUUAGUCGUUAAUCAGGGAGUGAGUGUGUGGUUGUCAGAGGCACGAAGCAUUUGCACAUAAGACAGCUUGGAAAAGGACGUGUUGAGAAAGGACGCGUGUUCGAUGAAGAAGCAGCGACUUUGUCCUCGGACGUGAGAGCGCGCUUUUCCUUUGCGCUUGCGUCUACGGUGCGAAACCAAAACCAAAGUCAACGAACUAGCCAAGCACGCAGACGACCUCCCGUUGCGUCGGGCAACAAUAGAAAAAUACGUGCACCUCCCUACCCCGUACGUCGACGCGUGGAUUCUUGGAACUCUUUUACUAUUAUCUCGCGUCCCCGAGACUUUGGAAAACGUCAGUCUGUGAUUUCCGGCAGCUAUCUUCGGUUUCUGCCCGCGUGAUGUACGGAGCGAGUGCUCGAAAAGACGAGACUAUGGAAAUACUGAAGUUAGUGUGAACCCCUUGACAGUCUUUGUCAGUACUCCGACGCUUUCGCAUUGCACCAAGAAGUGCACCGAAGCAAGCACCGAAGCACUUCGCAAAAAAGAAAAAAAAAAGAAUUGGGGAGACCCUUCGCAACCGUCGUGUCGAGAAGUCCUGUCGCCCCGUCAAGAAGACUACACCGACUCGGAAAAAUCACGCUUAGAGGAGCACGUUUUUCAUUCUCCCAGUUUUAUGGGAGCGUUUGACGCUUAGCGACCCGAAAUCUUUUCCUUCGUCUAACUACGGUAUGGCAGAGAGGUUGUUGCCGGAGCCGUGCGAACACUUGGACUGCGAAGCCGCCGAAAGCGAAACGAAUUCGUGACGAAGUGUUGUCGAAAAGAAAAAAAAAAAAAGGUUGGUCAUGGAAGGCGUUGGUAAUGAUGGCUCCUUUCCGGGAGGAAGCAGCACGACACCGCAGCCCGGGCAGAGGCGUUGAGCGAAAGUAAAGUGUGGCGUCCUGUGCGCCGACGGCAUAUAAUGGAGAAGACUUCUUCGAAAGACGUCGUCGGACUGGCGCCGUCGACCUCCUCGUCUUCAAGUCGUGGUCCUGGCGGUCUCCUGCCGUCGCCGACGUUGCCUUGCGUCUCGGCGUCAACCACAGCCGACGACGACUCGAGCGGCAGUUGUGGCAGCACGGGCAGCGGCGGCAGCGGUGGUAUUUGCCGCAGCGCGAGCGAGUCGCUCCUUCGCAAGCGCAGCCUCACGCUCGCCCUGCCGCUCAACCUGUCCUCCGUCAUUCAGCUCAAGAAGGAGCUCAAUGUCUCCAGACGAGGAAGUCGAUGCUCGUCGGCUCGCAAGAGCCUCAUCUGCAAUACUUCCCCAACCCUUCCCAGGUGCCAUUCUCCCAUUCCACAGAGUAGCCCUCUGGACAGCCCCCGAAACAUGUCCCCAAGUCAGCACUUCGCAUUCGCCCCCGUCAAAAAGGCGGACGGCCGGCGAUGGUCAGUCGCGUCACUGCCGUCAUCGGGCUAUGGGACCAACACACCCGGAAGCUCCAACGUAUCUUCCCAGUGCUCCAGCCAGGAGAAGCUGCACCUGCUGCCCUACCAGCCGACGCCGGAUGAGCCGGCGGGCACUCCGGUCGGCCACCCGCCGCACUACUUUCCGCCGCACCAGUACCACCAGCACCACCCCCACCCGUUCGCCCACCACAUCCACCACGUGCACCAGUCGCGGCACUUCUCCAGCAACGAGAGCAACCCGGGCCUCGAGGACGACGGCCACCAGCACCAGCAGCAGCACGGCUCGCCCGGGAUGCACGCCACGCCCACGACGUCGUCGGGCUCUGCGUCGCCCAUCAUCAGGCCACGGUCGCGAAGCCUCAGUAGUCCCAUGCGGUCACCCGGGAUAGACAACGAGAUCGUUCUUAUGAACAGUGUCUACAAGGAACGCUUUCCAAAGGCCACUCAACAGAUGGAGGAACGGCUUGAGCAGUUUGUGAGCCAAGAGGCAGAGCUUGACGCGCAGCACGCCUGCGACGCUGUUGCUCGCUUUGCCCACCACCAGAUCAUCGAGCUCGCACGCGACUGCCUGCAGAAGUCGCACGACAAGCUCGUCACGUCGCAGUACUUCUACGAGAUGUACGAGAGUCUCGAAAAGCUGCUCACUGAGUGUCAGGAGAAAUCGCCAGAUGCUGCCCACCACCUGCGCAAGCUGGUGCGCAAGUUGUUGCUCAUCGUGUCCAGGCCUGCGCGACUGCUGGAAUGCCUGGAAUUCGACCCCGAGGAGUUCUAUCGGCUGCUGGAGGCGGCUGAAGGCCAGGCCAAGGUGGUGCAGGGUAUCUCCACCGACAUACCUCAGUACAUCAUCAACAAGCUAGGACUGAACCGGGACCCCUUUGCAGAUCUGGCCGCAGAGGAGUCUGCUGACCAGCUCGAUUCGGUGCCCGAGGUCGAAGAAAAGAAGCCGCUGACAAAAACACCCUGCGAGGACGACUUCGAAACUAUCAAGCUCAUAAGCAACGGUGCCUACGGGGCCGUGUACCUGGUCCGCCACAAGGAGAGCCACCAGCGCUUCGCCAUGAAGAAGAUCAACAAGCAGAAUCUGGUGCUGCGCAAUCAGGUGGAGCAGGUGUUCGCCGAGCGCGACAUUCUCAGCUUCACCGACAACCCCUUCGUAGUCUCCAUGCUGUGCAGCUUCGAGACCAAGCGCCAUCUGUGCCUGGUGAUGGAGUAUGUGGAAGGGGGCGACGCAGCCACCUUGCUCAAGAACAUGGGCCCACUGCCCGUGGACAUUGCCCAGUUCUACUUUGCCGAGACUGUGCUCGCCGUUGAGUACCUGCACAGCUACGGCAUCGUCCACCGUGAUCUCAAACCCGACAAUUUGCUCAUCACUAACAUGGGCCACAUCAAGCUGACUGACUUCGGUCUGUCCAAGGUUGGACUCAUGAACCUGGCCACCAACCUGUAUGAGGGCUACCUCGACAAGGAAACGAAGCAGUUCAACGACAAGCAGGUCUACGGUACGCCCGAGUACAUCGCCCCCGAGGUCAUUCUGCGCCAGGGAUACGGCAAGCCCGUGGACUGGUGGUCGAUGGGAAUUAUUUUGUACGAAUUUCUAGUCGGCUGUGUGCCCUUCUUCGGGGAGACCCCCGAGGAACUCUUUGCUCACGUCAUCAAUGACGAGAUCGAGUGGCCCGAGGACGAAGACUGGCCACUGCCCGAGGAUGCCAGGCACCUCGUGUCCCAGCUGCUGCAGCAGAACCCGCUCGACCGUCUGGGAACGGGGGGUGCGCACGAGGUCAAGGAGCAUCCGUUCUUCAACGACGUCGACUGGGACUCCCUCCUACGGCAGAAGGCCGAAUUCGUGCCUCAACUCGAGGACGAGGAGGACACCAGCUACUUUGACACACGGACGGACCGGUACCAACAUGACGACUCGGAAGACCAUGACGAUGGGGAGGAAGUCACCUUCUCAUCCUUCUCAUCGUGCUCGCCGCGCUACCGGAAGGUCUACUCUCGCAUUGAGAAAGAGCUCGAGGAAGAGAACUUGCUCAGGCAUGUCUGUGAGGAAAGCCACCGUCGCUCGCUCAGCCGCACGGACUCAGCUCCGUCGGACUCCAGCGGAGAUUCCAUGCUCCUCCGCACCCCGGCACCCGGACCUGGGGAUGCCUCCACGCGGCGCCAGUCUGGCUCGUCGCCUGAGCUUCCACCGCCGGGCGGGCGCCCGCCGUUGACGAGCACUCCGGAGUCAUCGCAGACGGAGUCGGAUGAGGUGUCCCCCCAGGUGCAGCGGAGAAGACGGCCAGGCAUCGCGGACUUGCCUCGGUUCGCCCUCUCCGUUGACCAGGAGGACACGUCACGCCGAUCCCAGCAUCGCUUGUCAGCGCCCCUGCCACUGCCGCUGCCCUCCCUCGGCACCACCGCCACCACUUCCGCUGCCGCUACCGCGCCGACCUCGCCGGCAGUCGCCACCAAUGCGGCCGAGCCCCGGGAGCUGUCUCCCGUUGCGGAACGAUCGGCACGGACCAACAAGGGCCAACGCACCGCCGAGCCCUCUACCAGCGACACUAGCGGAGGGAGCACCAACAGUAGCGGCGCCAGCACCGCCACCAGCAGCACCAUCGUGGCAACGGGAUCUAAAACGGCAGAGAAGGCAGCAGCCGGCGGCUCGCCACGAUCAUCACCCAAACUGGCGGCCACACCUCCCAUGCCGACGCCGUCGCCGCCUUUCAAGCUGCGCUCGCGCUCGGUCAUCAAAUCUGCGUCAGCAUCGGGCCUCUCGCUCAUCAUCCCGUCUGAUGACCUCAGCGCAGUGGCUGGCGACUUGUCCAGCGGCAUGCACUCCGGGGUGCUUGGCUCGCCCGGCGGCUCAAGCACGAGCUCGCGUGACACGUCGCCGAGCCGGGAACUGAGUCCACUGGUGGCACAGCUCAAGCCCCCCAUCAUCAUCCAGAGGGGUCCACGGGGUUUCGGAUUCACCAUUCGGGCCAUCCGGGUCUACUACGGAGACUCGGACGUCUACACCGUCCAGCAUCUUGUCAUGGCGGUGGAGAACAACAGCCCGGCUUUCGAGGCGGGACUGCGGCCCGGCGACCUCAUCACGCACAUCAACGGCGAGGCGGUGCAGGGUCUUCUGCACCCGCAAGUCUUGCAGCUGAUCCUGGCCGGCGGCAGCCGCAUCAACAUCCGCACCACGCCCCUGGAGAGCACCUCCAUCCGCACGGGAGGCCGCAGGCGCAACCCCACAACCAGCCGGCUCGCCCGGCGGAAUACGCGUCAACGACGUGUCUCCCAGGGACCUGCAUCCGCACUGGGCAGCAAGCACCAGGGUUCGCCGCCCACCAUCGGCUCGAAACCGGUCGACAAAAAACGCCGCGCGUCGCUUCUCCGCCGACUGAGCAACAAACGUGCCAGCGCUGAGAUUCAGCAACUAGUGAGUGGGGGUGUGGCAACUCCAACCGGACUGGCUCCGAGCCGAAGCUUUCAGUCCCUCGCCGACCCCGGCAGCGCAUCGCCACCAUCACGUAGCGGCGGCAUCGUCGUCAACUUCAGCAAAGAAAGGUCGUCGUCCGACUCGUCACACUCGACAAGCAAUUCUUCACCGAGCAGCUCACCCAGUUCGAGCGUGCCAAACUCGCCCGCCGGAAGCGGGGCAAUACCACCAGGAGUCGCAGGUGGACCGGUGGCGACGGCAGUAGCGUCCGUUCAGGCGCACUUCCAGCGGCCUAGCUCGCUACAUGGGCUCAAGCACAAGUUGGCCCAGACCUUCCGGUCACCGCGCCGGAAAUCUGUCGGUCACAUUCCGCUCUCGCCGCUGGCUCGUACCCCGUCUCCUUCGCCGCUGCCGGUGAUCAGUCCGACGCGGUCGCCGUCUCCACUAGCCUUCCCACCAGGACAGGCUCCGCCAUCUCACCACUCUCAUCAUCCGCAUCAUCACCACACGCAUCACCCGGCGUCCGUAGUGGCGGCCCAGUCACCUCAGGUGUUUACAGCGGGCCGGAAAGCAUCGCCCCCAACGCUCGUGCCGGCGGUGGCCACUGUGACUUCAUCGGCGCGGAAGUCGCUGAUGAGGCCCAAGAGUGCAGAGCCCGGCUCCCCGUUGUUGAGGCGAGCCCUCUCGCCGGACCGCCUCCAUCCAAAGUCGGCGGAAUCCAAGCCGAGACGAGAAUCCUUCUGUACACACGCAUCGCCACUGGCCCUGACGUCGACACCCUCAACGUCGCAGGGGUCACCUCCGCGAGUGGUGUCGACCAAAACAGGCAGCUUCCUGUCGCGAAGCACGCUCACGCUGUCGCCAGCCGGAGCAACUCGAAUUCCGAAGUCGGCAAGCACAUUGGCAUCUGGUCAAGAGGGCGGCGAGGAGAAACCGCAGGGCGGUCGAGCCCGCAGUCACUCGCAGAGCGAGGUCGAGAGCCUCGUUGAUGACGAUGACGACAUGGCUGCAGCGUCCGCUGAUCCGAGGCCCCCCUCGCCACUGCAGCGUUCUCCAAAAGAGCGAGACCUGACCAGCGGCCGUGCUGAGCUUCCACCCGAUGUCCCGUCCUUUACAGUGACACCCAGCACUCCCCUUCCGACUGCGGACAGUGAAGACACUUCUUCCGGCAGUGAAGUGUGCAGUGAUGUGCAGUGCAACGACGGAGUUACUACGACAGUCGCUGCGACCGCCUCUACGAGUGCGGCAACGGCGCCGGCCUCCACGACGUCAAGUGCGGCCGCAACUGCGAAAAAGACUGCGCCGGCCGUGAGUGCGUUUAGUGCCACAACGACCACCUGCGUGACUGCGGCACCUCCACAAGCAUCCGCUACGCCGUCUGCAGCCGGGAGUGCAAAACGGCCUCAAUCAAUGGCAGCAGCUCAACCCAAAGGCAGUUCUACUUCAUCAUCACCGCAGCCGGCUUCUUCAACUGGUGCUAGUAAACCCCAGUCUUCGCAGCCGCACCCAGCAGAGACUGGAACGAAGCAGGUACAGGCAGCGGAGACGAAAAGGGCGCCCUCGAAACAGCCGGCGAGCAGUGAUCAGAGGGCAUCCGGUGCAGUGCCACAAAACAAGUCAAAAAGCGAACCGGAACAGCCGGCGCACACGACGAAACAGGCCAAGUCAUAGCUGCACUAGUGGAAAGAGCGAUGCGGUUUGCUGCUCGUAACGCGCUCCAUGUGGCCCUGUGCUCUUGGGAGUAGUUGCACGAGGCAUGUCCGCAGUAUUUAUUAUUGCAUUGCGGUGUCGUGCGAUCCCAGAUCUCUUACCCACACCCGACUCCUUAGUGGCCUGACCAGGCCCUCGGUGUUGCCUCUCCCCCCCGCUCCUCCUGUCUUUUUUUGUCUCCUCCGGGAGACAAAAAGAAAAAGUUUGUGCGGCCUGCAUCGUAGAUGCAACCAGUCAGUCAAGUCAAUGACGAGGCCAUUCACGCGUGUAAAGUGUGCAACCGUUUUAUUGCCUAGCCCUUCUUCCUCCCAGGUUUUGACUGUUUCACUUCUUUGUUUGUUUGUUUUUUUUCCUCUUUUGUUCAUGUGAUGAAGAGUGAGAGAUGUUUCUCGCUACCUGUUGAGUCUGUGGUUUUUGCGUUGCGCGCAUUCUACACUUGUUGACGGUUGUUACGUUUUGCCAUUGGCGCACCCGGCGCAGUUAUCCAGUACAUUACUAGCCAGCGCCGCCACAUUUGCGAUAUUACUCUGAACCAGCUGGGCUUUAUUACCCUUUUUCUCUAGCUGUGAAGUAACUGUUGACGUACUUUUGCCGCUAUCCUCGUACGACUACGUUGCAUGGAAAACACAGUCGGCAUUUGAGAGAAACGGAGCCGUGUUUCGAGCUGAAUUGAUAGGCAGUCAUUUAGCUGUAAGAACUAUGAAACUGCAGCACUGGUUCUUGCAAAACUCAAAAAAUACUAAUGGCGUGAAAGUAGCAGGCACAAGCACUAUCAUUUCAAAAUAAACUGUUCUCGAUUCAGGUUGUCGGGAAACUUGCUGCCAAUUCCACAAGAACAGCAAGCACGCGCUCGUUUUCCCUUAAAAUUACCUAGGAAAGCUGCCAAACAUUGUAAACAUGUUUUGCCACUAGUAAUACAGAGUGCACAUGCUGGAAUUGCCACAAUGUGCAAUUUUGUUGCCAUUUCCGAAACAGCUUAGAACGAGCUCAAGUUCGCCAAACUGCACCUCCAUGCAGCGGAGCGCGGCAGGAAAGCCGUUCUUCUUGGGUGUGUUCUUUGCCGUGCAUUGUACUUGCCGAGUGCGUGUGUAUAUAUAGUCUCCUCGCUUCGUUUCUCGGUGGUUACCACCCGGCCAACUCUAUGUGACCCCCUUUCUUUCCGGCAGCGUGCAAUCACACCGUGAUCAUUCUUCUGUCCUCUCUCGUGUGUCAUUUUAGAGCGAGAUCGCAUUGUCGUCCAGAGCCAGUCCCAUCCUCCCUUCUUAAUGUAGUGCAGUUGACAUUGUUACAACAACCACCACUUUGUUCAUAUUAUUGCUGACAUUGCAGGUUCCUUUUAUAUCUUUCUUUAUUCUUUUUGUCGUCUGUGCCCCAAUUUCGGACCAUUCAUUGGAAAGUACUAAAACUAACCGCAUUGCAUGCUAUAACAAAUGCUGAGGUGAAGAACCAGAGGUGCAAAUCUAUUAAGACUUUAGAACUUUUUUGCAUUGGUUUGCUAUGGGUUUUUUUAAAAAGGUGACCUUCUGAUUAUGUACAGCAGUUUUGAUAUCACUGGAAUUCUUGUCGUGGAUUCGUGCUCGUGCUUGUCAUUGCAAAGAAUCCAUGUGCCAGCCCAAGCCAUAGCCAGUGAUACCAAGUUAUCCACAGCCACUCAUGCAAAUUCUCACGCUAAACAGCGCCUCGAUAUCCGCAGUUGCCAUUUGCGAGAGACUUCAUGGGCGGACAUCUUUUCAAAGCUAGCAUCUCUCAAGUAAAAAUAGAUGGCAGGCUUGCGCUGAAGGAACGGUGGAGGCUCAUAUUUGGUAUUCUAGAUGUUGAAAUAGAGCGGCAGUAUUGCAUGCGUGUGCUACAAACCUAAUACGCUCAAAAGGCACAAGGAUCAGCACCCAACAGUCGGAAUUCUAGCUGUACCAACCAUCGCCCGCUUGCGAAGAUUCACUUGCCUAUCUUACGAGCUGUUUCAGUGAUCAAUCAAACGCCGUGUCAUACCAUUAUCAUUCGCUUCCGACUGGCGCUGUCAUUUUCUUUAUUUUGACACACCACAUUCACUUACGUCCUCUGUUUUUGUUUCAACGCUAAGCAAGUAGAUUCGCAUUUGUGUGUACUUCUCGAACGACUGGUGCUUUACAUCACACCACACCGACAUAUCAAUCAUCAAUGCUGUUUUUUGCAACACUGCUCUCUUCCGGCCACCACGCUUUCUUUCAGCAGCGUUUGUCAUAACUUUACGAUAAGCUUGCAAGCACGUCGCGCCGAGGCAGGGAAGUCUCGUGAAAAAGUGUAGCGUGCCAGCACCGUGCGGUCGCCGCAUAGUUUGGUGUGGAUGUUUGUUUCCCUUAUUUCAUUUGUUCUCAGCCCUGCCACCUUAGCCUCUGGAGAUGACAGCAGGCAUUGCCGGGGGACUCCGUCGGCAUUGUUCGUGCCAUAUGAUGCGUGACGAGAGGUGAUCCUGUCUCGAUGUCAUGUGGUCUUUUGUAAUAUAUUUCUUUUUCCUGUCACCCCACGCGCCUGUUUGAGUUUUCGCUGCGUGGGUGGUUGACAUUUCUAGCCCUUUCUGUUCCCUCUCUCUCUCUCCCGAACGCUUCCUUGUUUCUGUGCUGUCUUUGCAUUCAAGGCAUGGAUGUAAGCAGUGUGAACUAGAAUUUGUGUCGCCGUGCUGUUUCCCCUUUCAUUGUCGUCCUUCCUCAAAUCGGUCGUCUUUGGCGAUGCACCCUUCUUUCUCAUAUACAAAUAAAAAGAAAUCUUGUCAUCUCUUUCCCUUUUACACAAA
Messenger RNA from Rhipicephalus sanguineus (brown dog tick), 11850 nucleotides. Its product is annotated as microtubule-associated serine/threonine-protein kinase 3. Gene Ontology annotation, molecular function: ATP binding; magnesium ion binding; protein binding. Gene Ontology annotation, biological process: intracellular signal transduction; peptidyl-serine phosphorylation. The record is from RefSeq and is a predicted model, not a curated record. NCBI's taxonomy places the organism in Eukaryota, Metazoa, Arthropoda, Arachnida, Ixodida, Ixodidae. The transcript is spliced from 24 exons. Bases 3474 to 9041 code for a protein of 1855 amino acids.